Penicillium lagena is the source of this 2013-nucleotide messenger RNA. RefSeq names its product DUF3292 domain-containing protein. Bases 1 to 2013 code for a protein of 670 amino acids. NCBI's taxonomy places the organism in Eukaryota, Fungi, Ascomycota, Eurotiomycetes, Eurotiales, Aspergillaceae. The transcript is spliced from 5 exons. The record is from RefSeq and is a predicted model, not a curated record.
AUGUUGGACAACGAGGAAACUGUGACAUCUGUGGACACCACAGUCCAUAAAAACAGUGAAGAUACCGAGGAACCACCACAACCCCAAGGACCAACAACGAGUCACGUCCUGGCGCAAAUUGAGCAAGACGAGAAAGGCCUGUCGCAGAAAGAUGACACAACCGAGACCGCUGAUAUCGGAUGGGGACGAUCGGGAGACCAGAUUGAGGAGUCGCUGGUGGCCGGCCUGUCAAACGACGAUCUAUUCAUGCUCAUCAGACGCUUCAACAAGCAAGUCUAUGCGGUCAAAGCAGUACCGGAUGCUCCACUGCAACGAUUGGACCUUACCCGAACGGCCGAUGAGGACUUCUCGCCGGAUAAACUGCGUGCCACGAUUGAACGGUUCUACAUCACGGUCGUGGUUGGCCUGACCAGUGCCAUUAAACACGUUGCGCGUCUGCGAUCGUGGAAAGAGCCGAGACGAACUGCCAUAUUUUUCGCAGUAUACUUUAUUGCAUGGAUAUUGGACUUUCUCGCUCCCACAUUCUUUGCUAUUUUGAUUGCCUUGGUUAUAUACCCGCCAUGCCGGCCACUCUUAUUUCCUCCAGCACCCAUUGCUCUCGUUGAUAAGAAUACUGGCGGCGUUCAAAAGCCCAAAACAGGGGUACUGGGAUCUCAUGACAGCAUCACCGGCGCCCCGGAGAAGUUCAAAGGCGAAGCGGCCGAGCAGGAGGCGAGCAACUUAGUCGCGAGCGUGGCCAGCGUUGCUGUUGGAAGUGCAGUUGGGAAACAUGACCAAGGAGUUCCCGAAGAUGCACCGCUAGAAGGAGCUGUCCCUGAUGCUAUGGAGAUCGUAUCCAACACGGCCGACGCGCAAAGCGCAGCGCACGGCAGGGUGCCGUUGGAUUCUCAUGACAAGACGAGACAGCCAGUGAGAGAGGCAGUUAUGAAUGCAGCUGAUCUGUUAAUGCAGAUGGUCAGUGAUCUCACUGAUACCUAUGAGAAAUUUGGCAAUGCUUUGUCCGCUACUCCUCCAUUUCCUCAAAUGGAUCCUCGCCUGCGUCUGGUCUCAGUACUGGCACCAGCCUGUCUGGCAUCGGCCUUCAUAUCCAGUUACAUUUUGAUAAAGAUGAGCGGACUCGUUAUCGGCAUUGCCUUCUUUGGAGAUCCCCUCAUCGGACGAAGCAUCACUUAUCUGAAUCACAAGGUCCCGCACUGGCAAAAGUUCUUCGAAUUACAGAAUUCGCUCCUCAAGGAAAUCCCAACAAAUGCCCAGCUGACGCUAACACUCCUUCGAGUCGGCGAAAGAAACGCUUCACCACUCCCACCACCCCCAACUUCCCGCGACAAACCUCCUUCACGGCCAGCUUCACUGCAUCAUGAGAAAUUGGCCUUAGGCGCUACUACCGAAGAAAUAAAGCAAGCAGCUUCUGGUGAAGCUCUCGAUUCUCAGUCACCACAAGAGCCUCAAUUACCCUUCGAAGUACCUCACAAAAGUACCUGGGCUGCCAAUAUCCUGGGCUUCUUCCGCGGCACUACAGCCACAGGCGUUGAAAGCAAACGAGCCAUUGACCGCAUGCGAGCACUAGCAGGCUCACGGCGCGCCAAGAACAAGGUCGGGGUUCUUCGUCGUAAAGGUCAAGUCAUUAUACCCGUUGGACCGGUUGAAUUUGACGCACGGUACAAAGGCAGACACGGGACUGUGGUACUGGACUCAUCUAGAGAGCCUAUGCUGCUAUAUUUCACCACAGACCACCCACAGGGAACUGAUCUGAGAAUGGAAAGCCGCAAGAAAGGAUCCGUGCUUUUCAGUCUUCCUGUCCCGGAAAUCCGGGAGAUGAAGAAGCUAGGCGGGAUGGGCUGGAAGGGCAAACUGGUUGUCGGUUGGGCUAUGGGGGGCAAAGAAGUUGUGGAUGGCUUGCUUAUCGUCGGGAAGGAGUCUGGUCAGUCGUACCAGUUGACUGCUAUGGGGACUAGAAAUCAGUUGUUUAACCGGCUGGUUGCGAUUGAUGGACAGGUGUGGGAGAGCUGUUGA